Messenger RNA from Coregonus sp. 'balchen', 9834 nucleotides. NCBI's taxonomy places the organism in Eukaryota, Metazoa, Chordata, Actinopteri, Salmoniformes, Salmonidae. The record is from the annotation of a GenBank genome assembly.
AUGCCGCAGACAGCGUCGUCUGCCAGGCGCUGUCUGUAUCUGGCUGCCCUGAAACAAGAGAGACAUCACUCCCAUUGGAGAGACAGGAAGAAAACGGUACUAUUGGGGUUUUACCACAGCGAAGAAGAGCGUCUCUCUGUGUUGAACUCUGACUGCUUUAUUAUUACACAUUAGGGAGAAUGGGACCAUCACUUUUCCACUUCUGUGGAUGGAAGUGGAAGAAGGAUACGUUUUUUUUGGGGAAAUGGGUUCUCUUUGAGGAGGAGGACAACAUCAGAUAUUUCCACACUGUCGCAUUGCGGAUUUCUCCGCCAAAAAAAAAAAGGAGGAAAAGUUGGACAACACAAGGUUGUUAAUCACACUAAGGAUUCGGAUUUGGGAUAAAGAAUAUGUCUGUGGCUGGGAUACUCGGAUGGGGAAGUGAACUUAGUAGGAUAUGAGGAUAUGAGUUGACACGUCUGUCUCUUUGAUGUAUUCUCCCUGUCAUGGCUGAGAUGGGAGGGGGGAAGGAGGGAAUAAAAUGAUGCCUGUCUGAUUGCUUCAUCGACUGCAUCCUCCUGCAUCCUCCUGCUUCCCCAUACUCAACAUUUACACAGGGGCAUCUUUUGGCACCUCUCAGCAACAAUGGACAGCUUACUACUGUGGCUGAGACGGACGGGGCUAGCAGCAGCUGGACCUGGUGUUAAGAGCAGGUGAUGGAGCAGACAGAGAGUCCCUCCCCUGGGAGCCGCACAGACCCACAGUAACACAUUGAAUAACACAUCAAUUAAUGGCAAAAAUGACAGUCCAAAAAAUUAAUAAUAAGAAACAAGGUUUUGAAGUGUCUGUCCUAAAUCUAGGAGAUAUAAGAAAUCUCAGGAAAUAUAUAUAUAUAUAUAUAUAUAUUUACACAUACAGUAUUUAACCCCUUUUCUGGGUAGGCACAAAACAACCUUCAUACUUCUAUUUUUUAUUUUUUUUUACCGGUACCGGUUACGUUCAGACAAGUCCUGUGACACCAUCGUGUUUGUAGACGAAACGGUUCGGACGCUACCAAACAGAAGUUGGCACAUCGACGGUACCGACUUCAGACGAGUCUCCUGGCACCCUGUGGGGGUGGUAGAGCAAAACAGUGGAGUGGUCCUAAAAUAUUUUGUAGGUCAAACCGAUCGGACACUACAGAUGUUUCCGUAAGACCCGGCGCCAGGAUAAAGUGACUACGGGGGCAGUUGAAAUCGGCGAGGGGGCAACAUUCUUGCAUUGGAAUUAUAUUGAAUUCUGAUUAUAUAAUCACACUAUACCACAACAAACAGAAAGUUAAAAUGCAGAGACUCCAAGAUCAUUGAGCGCUUUUGAAAUCUGUAUCGCUGCUGCACUGUAUCAGCACAAUGGACAGCGCCCUACAGCUAUGCCAUUUUGGUAAUGAAAAUAGGCUACACGAUACACUAUAUAUACAAAAGUAUGUGGACACCCCUUCAAAUUAGUGGAUUGCAUAGUGCCAACUAUAAAGUUUGGUGGAGGAGGAAUAAUGGUCUGGGGCUGUUUUUCAUGGUUCGGGCUAGGCCCCUUAGUUCCAGUGAAGGGAAAUCUUAACGCUAUAGCGUACAAUGACAUUCUAGACGAAUCUGUGCUUCCAACUUUGUGGCAACAGCUUGGGGAAGGCCCUUUCCUGUUUCAGCAUGACAAUGCCCCCUUGCACAAAGCGAGGUCCAUACAGAAAUGGUUUGUCAAGAUUGGUGUGGAAGAACUUGACUGGCCUGCACAGAGCCCUGACCUCAACCCAAUCAAACACCUUUUGGAUGAAUUGGAAAUCCUACUGCGAGCCAGGCCUAAUCGCCCAACAUCAGUGCCCGACGUCACUAAUGCUUUUGUGGCUGAAUGGAAGCAAGUCCCCGCAGCAAUGUUCCAACAUCUAGUGGAAAGCCUUUCCAGAAGAGUGGAGGCUGUUAUAGGAGCAAAGGGGGGACCAACUCCAUAUCAAUGCCCAUGAUUUUGGAAUUAGUUCGACAAGCAGGUGUCGACAUACUUUUGGUCAUGUAGUGUAGAUAGGGCAAUUCACAUAUUACAAACCGUACACACAGCUGUAUUUGUAUUUGUAUUUAUUAUGGAUCCUCAUUAGUUCCUGCCAAGGCAGCAGCUACUCUUCCUGGGGUUUAUUAUGGAUCCCCAUUAGUUUCUGCCCAAGGCAGCAGCUACUCUUCCUGGGGUUUAUUAUGGAUCCCCAUUAGUUUCCUGCCAAGGCAGCAGCUACUCUUCCUGGGGUUUAUUAUUGGAUCCCCAUUAGUUCCUUGCCAAGGCAGCAGCUACUCUUCCUGGGGUUUAUUAUGGAUCCCUCCAUUAGUUCCUGCCAAGGCAGCAGCUACUCUUCCUGGGGUUUAUUAUGGAUCCCCAUUAGUUCCUGCCAAGGCAGCAGCUACUCUUCCUGGGGUUUAUUAUGGAUCCCCAUUAGUUCCUGCCAAGACAGCAGCUACUCUUCCUGGGGUUUAUUAUGGAUCCUCAUUAGUUCCUGCCAAGGCAGCGACUACUCUUCCUGGGGCUCAGCAAAAUGAAGGCAGUUAUACAAUUUUAAAAACAUUACAAUACAUUCACAACAGAUUUCACAACACAUUAAGUGUUCCAUAAGGUGUAUUUGUAUCUGUUUUUUUUUUUAAAUCUAACUUUACUGCUUGCAUGAGUUACUUGAUGUGGAAUAGAGUUCCAUGUAGUCAUGGCUCUGUGUAGUACUGUGCUCCUCCCAUAGUCUGUUCUUGACUUGGGGACUGUGAAGAGACCUCUGGUGGCAUGUCUUGUGGGGUAUGCCUGGGUGUCUGAGCUGUGUGCCAGUAGUUCAAACAGACAGCUCGGUGCAUUCAACAUGUCAAUACCUCUCACAAAUACAAGUAGUGAUGAAGUCAAUCUCUCCUCCACUUUGAGCCAGGAGAGAUUGACAUGCAUGUUAUGAAUCUUAGCUCUCUGUGUACAUCCAAGUCCCUCUUUGUGGCACCUGACCACACGACUGAACAGUAGUCCAGGUGCGACAAAACUAGGGCCUGUAGGACCUGCCUUGUUGAUAGUGCUGUUAAGAAGGCAGAGGAGCACUUUACUAUGGACAGACUUCUCCCCAUCUUAGCUACUGUUGUAUCAAUUUGUUUUGACCAUGACAGUUUACAAUCCAGGGUUACUCCAAGCAGUUUAGUCACCUCAACUUGCUCAAUUUCCACAUUAUUCAUUACAAGAUUUAGUUGAGGUUUAGGGUUUAGUGAAUGCUUUUUGAAAUAUUUAGGACUAACUUAUUCCUUGCCACCCAUUCUGAAACUAACUGCAGCUCUUUGUUAAGUGUUGCAGAUAUUUCAGUCGCUGUAGUAGCUGACGUGUAUAGUGUUGAGUCAUCCGCAUACAUAGACACACUGGCUUUACUCAAAGCCAGUGGCAUGUCAUUGGUAAAAAUUGAAAAAAAAAAAGGGGCCUAGACAGCUGCCCUGGGGAAUUCCUGAUUCUACCUGGAUUAUGUUGGAGCUCUCUUAACACAAUAAUGCAAACUAAAUGCUGAAAGUAGGAGCCUAGUUAUUCAUGCAUGCAAACAAAAAUGCUAAAUAGCAGUUUGGGUUAGAAUACUGGGAAUGCGAACAAAUGAGUGAAAACAGAACAAAACAGCGGUACCAAGUAGGCCUAGUAAAUAAAAUAUCAGAUCGAUAAAGGCGUGACACAAUUUACAUUUAGGAUAGUUGCAUUAACAGUAAACAAACACAGUAAACAAAAGGCGAAUGGAGAUCCUAAUAACCAAAACAUAGCCUACAGCCUACUACAGUGAGAUGAAGCUAUGCACAGCUGUCUUGCUUCAAACAUGGAAAAUCAUGCUGCUCAGAGGUGAGAGAUGAGAAGCAUUUUCCCCCCCGUUUUUUUAUACCUAACUGCCCAGUGUCCAUAGCCUCCCGACACAAACCGUGGCACGCUGUGUCCAUUGUGCUAACGCAAGCGGAGAUACUGAUUUUUUUGGGGCGCCAACCUGUCACAAUCAUUUUAACUUUGUUACUAUUUUUAUAUAUAUGGACACUGAAACUAAAACUGAGGGGGAUUGUCACGGUCGUCUAUGUCGUCUAAGUAUGACCAAGGCGCAGCGUGUCCAAGAAACAUGACUUUAUUAAUUAAACGUUAUAGAACUACAAAACAAAAGACGACUCAAUGAAGUCCACGGUACACUGACCGAAACGGAACAAAAACCCACAAUUCCCACAGGAAAACAUUCAGAUUAAAUAUGGCUCCCAAUCAGAGAUAACAACGAGCCGACAGCUGACACUCGUUACCUCCGAUUGGGAGUCAUAGACCAAACCUAGAAAUGAAGCCAACAGAAAGGCAAACCUAGAAAUACACCCCAAACCCAACAUAACAAAAUACACCCUGGCUCAAAUACAAAAGUCCCGGAGCCAGAGUGUCACAGUACCCCCCCCCUAAAGGUGCGAACUCCGGGCGCACCAGCAUACAGUCUAGGGGAGGGUCUGGGUGGGCGUCUGUCCACGGUGGCGGUUUCUGGCCCUGGUCGUGGUUCCCCACCCCACCUUAGUCACUAUCUGCCUCCGUAGCCUCCUCCACAUGACCACCCCCCAACUAAACCCCACUGGAUUAAGGGGCGUCACCGGACUAAAGGGCAGCACCCGGACUAAGGGGCAGCACCAGUAUAAGGGGCAGCACCGGGCCUAAGGGACAGCACCGGACUCAAUGGCGGAUCCUGGCUGGCUGGCUCUGGCGGAUCCUGGCUGGACGGCUCAUGGCUGGCUGAAGGAUCUGGCUGCUCAUGGCUGGCUGACGGAUCUGGCUGCUCAUGGCUGGCUGACGGAUCUGGCUGCUCAUGGCUGGCCGACGGAUCUGGCUGCUCAUGGCUGGCCGACGGAUCUGGCUGCUCAUGGCUGGCUGAAGGAUCUGGCUGCUCAUGGCUGGCUGACGGAUCUGGCUGCUCAUGGCCGGCUGACGGAUCUGGCUGCUCAUGGCUGGCGGAAGACUCUGGCUGAUCCUGUCUGGCGGAAGGCUCUGUCUGAUCCUGUCUGGCGGAAGGCUCUAGCGGCUCCGGUCUGGCGGACGGCUCUGAAGGCUCAUGGCAGACGGGCGGCUUUGCAGGCUCAGUCCAGACGGCCAGUUCAGCGCCUUUGGGCAGACGGGCAGUUCAGGGCCCCGUUGGGCAGACGGCAGACUCUGGCCGUCUGAGGCGCACCGUAGGCCUGGUGCGUGGUGCCGGAACUGGAGGUACCGGGCUGAGGACACGCAUCUCAGAGCUAGUGCGGGGAGAAGCAACAGGGCAAUGCUGGACCCUGGGGACGCACAUAAGGCCUAGUGGCGGAGAGCAGCAACAGGACGCACAGGACUCGGGGAACACACAGGAGGCUUGGUGCGUGGUGUAGGGCACUGGUGGUACUGGGCUGGAGCGGGGAGGUGGCGCCGGAAAUACCGGACCGUGCAGGCUUACUGGCCCCCUUGAGCACUGAGCCUGCCCAACCUUACCCGGGUUGAUGCUCCCCGUCGCCCGACCAGUACGGGGAGGUGGAAUAACCCGCACCGGCCUAUGUGGGCGAACCGGGAACACCAUGCGUAAGGCUGGUGCCAUGUACGCCGGCCCGAGAAGACGCACUGGUAGCCGGAUGCGUUGGGGCCGGCUUCAUGACAUCUGGCUCAACGCUCACUCUAACCCCGGCCGAUACGUGGAGCUGGAAUGUACCGAACCGGGCUAUGCCUGCGUACAGGAGACACCAUGCGCUCUACUGCGUAACACGGUGUCUGCCCGUACUCUCGCUCUCCACGUAAGUCCAGGGAGUAGGCGCAGGUUCUCCUACCUGACUUCGCCACACUCCCUUUAAGCCCCCCCCCAAUAAAUUUUUGGGUGGUACCCACGGGCUUCCAGCCUUGACUCCGUGCUGCCUCCUCAUAUACCGCCUCCUCUCGGCUUUAGCUGGCCUCCAGCUCUUCACGAGGGCGGCGAUAUUCUCCCGGUUGUGCCCAAGGACCCUUUCCAGCCAGUAUCUCCCCUCAUGUCCAUGAAUCCUUAGGAGCAGGGUCCUGUUGCCGCUUGACACGCUGCUUGGUCCUAUUAUGGUGGGUUUUUCUGUCACGGUCGUCUAUGUCGUCUAAGUAUGACCAAGGCGCAGCGUGUCCAAGAAACAUGACUUUAUUAAUUAAACGUUAUAGAACUACAAAACAAAAGACGACUCAAUGAAGUCCACGGUACACUGACCGAAACGGAACAAAAACCCACAAUUCCCACAGGAAAACAUUCAGAUUAAAUAUGGCUCCCAAUCAGAGAUAACGAGCCGACAGCUGACACUCGUUACCUCCGAUUGGGGAGUCAUAGACCAAACCUAGAAAUGAAGCCAACAGAAAGGCAACCUAGAAAUACAACCCAACCCAACAUAACAAAAUACACCCUGGCUCAAAUACAAAAGUCCCGGAGCCAGAGUGUCACAGGGAUCAAGUUUGAUCUGAGGGGGCUAAGCCUCCUGGAGCCGGAUCCGGAGACGCAGCCUGGCUAGGUGCUGUAGAGAGAGUCCCUCCCUGAGGAGUGGGAGCUGCGGCCUGGCUAGGUGCUGUAGAGAGAGUCCCUCCCUGGGGAGUGGGAGACGCAGCCUGGCUAGGUGCUGUAGAGAGAGUCUCUCCCUGGGGAUUGGGAGACGCAGCCUGGCUAGGUGGCUGUAGAGAGAGUCCCUCCCUGGGGAGUGGGAGCUGCGGCCUGGCUAGGUGCUGUAGAGAGAGUCCCUCCCUGGGGAGUGGGAGCUGCGGCCUGGCUAGGUGCUGUAGAGAGAGUCCCUCCCUGGGGAGUGGGAGCUGCGGCCUGGCUAGGUGCUGUAGAGAGAGUCCCUCCCUGGGGAGUGGGAGACGCAGCCUGGCUAGGUGCAUUAGAGAGAGUCCCUCCCUGGGGAGUGGGAGCUGCGGCCUGGCUAGGUGCUGUAGAGAGAGUCCCUCCCUGGGGAGUGGGAGCUGCAUCCAUGACAUCAAGGUGGUGUAACUAUUCACCAUAUAUCCGUGUCACCCUCACUCAACCUUGGUUCCCGGUCAUCACACAUCCAGUUUAAUGUCACACAUACUUACCAACCUGGCUAAAUUACACCUGAUCUCUUCAGUAAGUAACCCGCCAGCCUUACCAGAUAGUGUUGUCAUUAUGAGUGUCAAACAGGUUGAGACCAGGGGGGGGGUCUCUUUUUGGUAGUACCUCUCUUUAAACUAGAGGCCAUUCAGAUUCACACGGGCCCUGUCUAUGGCUUUGUCCCAAAUUUACAUUUUAGUCAUUUAGCAGACGCUCUUAUCCAGAGCGACUUACACAGGAGCAAUUAGGGUUAAGUGCCAUGCUCAAGGGCACAUCGACAUUUUUUGCCCAGUCGGCUCGGGGAUUAGAACCAGCGACCUUACUGGCACCCUAUUCCCAUUGUAGUGCACUACUUUUGACAAGGGCUUAUAGAGCUCCACCUGUCCCCUGGUCUCACCCAUAGGGCUCUGGUCAAAAGUAGUGCACUAUAUAUUAAAUAGGGUGCCAUUUGGGCUGCCUGGAAGAGUUGAAUGACUGGUCUGAGGGGUGGCAGGUAUCCUAGUGGUUAGAGAGGUGAGCCAGCAAAAUGUAAUUGCCUGCUGUUGUGCCCUAGUGUGGUAGUCCCCCACACCUGUCCAAAACCUGUAUAUGUAUGCCUGUCUGUAUGUCUUUAUGUAUGCCUGUAUGUCUGUCUGUGUGUGUGUGUCUUUCGAAGGAGUUGGGUUAAAAACAGAAGACAAAAUGUUGGUUGGACAUUGUGUACAAUUGACCAAUGAAGUGAUCUUAAUUAAUACAGGCCCCUUGCCGUAGUGUGUGUGUGUGUGUUAGUGCUGAGCAUUAACCGAAAUAUCAGUUACUGUUCAGUUUUUAAACAACUAAUUGACCAAUGUAGGUUCAAUUAUUUGAAUUCCUUUUCAUUCCGUUUGUUUUCUUUGAGCUCAAUGCGCACAUUGGCAGAUAAGCAGUAGUAGGCAGGCCCUACCAUCAUGAGACAUUUAUUCAUUGAUUUAUUCUGUGUUGCUACAGCCUUCAACCCACAUAAUAAUGCAUAGUUCAUUUAAGGUUUAAUGUUUAAUGUGAAAUCGAAAACCGUGAUUAUUUUGUAAUAAUCGAACUAAAACCGAACAGACCACAAAAAGCACUAAUCGCUCAGCGGUAGUGUGUGUGUGAGUCCCUGGCUGCUCACUGCAGCCUGUACAACCUGUCUGUCAGCCAGGAUCCUGGUGGAAUAACACUGUGGUCUGUCAGCCAGGAUCCUGGUGGAAUAACACUGUGGUCUGUCAGCCAGGAUCCUGGUGGAAUAACACUGUGGUCUGUCAGCCAGGCUCCUGGUGGAAUAACACUGUGGUCUGUCAGACAGGCUCCUGGUGGAAUAACACUGUGGUCUGUCAGCCAGGCUCCUGGUGGAACAACACUGUGGUCUGUCAGCCAGGAUCCUGGUGGAAUAACACUGUGGUCUGUCAGACAGGCUCCUGGUGGAAUAACACUGUGGUCUGUCAGCCAGGCUCCUGGUGGAAUAACACUGUGGUCUGUCAGCCAGGAUCCUGGUGGAAUAACACUGUGGUCUGUCAGACAGGCUCCUGGUGGAAUAACACUGUGGUCUGUCAGCCAGGCUCCUGGUGGAAUAACACUGUGGUCUGUCAGCCAGGAUCCUGGUGGAAUAACACUGUGGUAUGUCAGCCAGGAUCCUGGUGGAAUAACACUGUGGUCUGUCAGCCAGGCUCCUGGUGGAAUAACACUGUGGUCUGUCAGACAGGCUCCUGGUGGAAUAACACUGUGGUCUGUCAGCCAGGCUCCUGGUGGAAUAACACUGUGGUCUGUCAGCCAGGAUCCUGGUGGAAUAACACUGUGGUCUGUCAGCCAGGCUCCUGGUGGAAUAACACUGUGGUCUGUCCGCCAGGAUCCUGGUGGAAUAACACUGUGGUCUGUCAGCCAGGCUCCUGGUGGAAUAACACUGUGGUCUGUCAGCCAGGCUCCUGGUGGAAUAACACUGUGGUCUGUCAGCCAGGCUCCUGGUGGAAUAACACUGUGGUCUGUCAGCCAGGCUCCUGGUGGAAUAACACUGUGGUCUGUCAGCCAGGCUCCUGGUGGAAUAACACUGUGGUCUGGUAGCCAGGCUCCUGGUGGAAUAACACUGUGGUCUGUCAGCCAGGCUCAUGGUGGAAUAACACUGUGGUCUGUCAGACAGGCUCCAGGUGGAAUAACACUGUGGUCUGUCAGCCAGGCUCAUGGUGGAAUAACACUGUGGUCUGUCAGACAGGCUCCCGGUGGAAUAACACUGUGGUCUGUCAGCCAUGGCUCAUGGUGGCAUAACACUGUGGUCUGUCAGCCAGGCUCCUGGUGGAAUAACACUGUGGGUCUGUCAGCCGGCUCCUGGUGGAAUAACACUGUGGUCUGUCAGCCAGGCUCCUGGUGGAAUAACACUGUGGUCUGUCAGCCAGGCUCCUGGUGGAAUAACACUGUGGUCUGUCAGCCAGGAUCCUGGUGGAAUAACACUGUGGUCUGUCAGCCAGGCUCCUGGUGGAAUAACACUGUGGUCUGUCAGCCAGGCUCCUGGUGGAAUAACACUGUGGUCUGGUAGCCAGGCUCAUGGUGGAAUAACACUGUGGUCUGUCAGCCAGGCUCCUGGUGGAAUAACACUGUGGUCUGUCAGCCAGGCUCCUGGUGGAAUAACACCGUGGUCUGGUAGCCAGGCUCCUGGUGGAAUAACACUGUGGUCUGGUAGCCAGGCUCAUGGUGGAAUAACACUGUGGUCUGGUAGCCAGGCUCAUGGUGGAAUAACACUGUGGUCUGGUAGCCAGGCUCAUGGUGGAAUAACACUGUGGUCUGUCAGCCAGGCUCCUGGUGGAAUAACACUGUGGCUGAUUUGA